UGACUCUUCACACGCAGUCACACAGUGUGAGGGGUGGAAAGGGCUCUCCUCUCUCCUCAGCAAAGUGGCUCAUGUGGACCUUCUAGUUCAGUAUCCAAACUGAAAGGCAAGAUGAUAUCAACCUUUUCUAUAGAAUUUGGUGAAGUAUAAAGUCCUGGUGAUAAUACCAGCCCCAGGUUACAGUCAGCAAAGACACAAUAUUAGGUUAGGUUUGUUUAGUUAUAUUAACUCAAGAAUUACAAAAUCAUGUCAUCUGUGCACGGGAAUUUGAGCUGGUGAAAUGGAAUGUUUGUUUUAGAAUGACAGACUGAAUUGUAAGACAUGUAAGGUAUUGCUGGUCUCUUUUGUUGACUCAAAAGUUUCUAAUUUCUAGUUCUGCAAAUCUGGACAUCAAAAGAAGUUAUAAUGAAUACACAGAGGACAGAGAAGACUUAUGAAAAUCUUUCAGCCGAUGAAGAGUUCAGUGACAAUAGUGAGCUCGGAUACAAAAGACAACAUCUACAUGGUAUUAAAUACUGGCAAAUCUCAGCAUACAGGUAUGGACACACACACACAUGUGCACACUCACACACACACACACAUAUAUUUUAUUCAAUUUUUUGCACAUUAUUACAUUCAUACAGGCCGCGCAUGGAGUAUACUGAGAGCACUGGUAGUAGUCUUGGGUCUGCUGUGUGUUCUUCUGCUAAUCGGCAUCAUUGUGCUUUUGACCAAGAAGACCAGAGACAAAACCACCAUGCUGCCCACAAACGGUGGCCAAAAUAUGCAGGACCAGAAGUUUUGCUUCCCCAGGCAUACUGACACAUCUUAUGUCAAGAUAACACCCGACUAUGAGGACCCCCUCACACAUGUAACUUUGUGCAUGAGGUACAAGACCAAGUAUUCCCGAAAGCAGCAGUCUCUGUUCUCUCUCGCCACUUAUUCGACCGAUAACGCUUUCUUGCUGUUCAUUGAAAGGACAGGAAAGUUUUCAUUGACUGUCAAUGCAUUCGAAAUAUACACCGACGUCGUAAGCCCGCCUGACCAGUGGAAUUCAGUUUGUGCCAGCUGGAGCGUUUGUGGAGAGGCGCAUUUGUGGCUGAAUGAUAAAAGUUUUGACCUUGGAAAAAUCUCCACACGUCGUAACAUAAGGACAAAACCUAUAGUACUGAUAGGUCAAGAACAAGAUACUUAUGGCAACAAUUUGGACAUCGCGCAGUGCUUCGUGGGAGAGGUCAAUGAUAUUUACCUUUGGGGACAUGAGGGGCCAACUGCUGUGGUUACAGAAUUCAUGUGGAUGAAACCGUCACCAAGUCACGGCAAGUUUUUGAUCAGCUGGAGAGCGUUAAACUACACCCUAUCUGGACACGUCCUGGUGAUGUCCAGCACAACCGUGUGCAAUCACCCGGCAUGAACUCCCAAUAAGUACUAAGACUAAUUUGAUACUGCACUUAAAAGAACGUCUAUUCAUUUGUCCUGUUCAUAAUUUUUUAUAUACUUCUAUGACUUCUCCAUGAGCAGUAUAUCAUUAAAUUAUAUGAGGAAAGAUGGGAUUAUUCAUUACUGGAGUAGAGGGACAUAUAGCCAAUAAAUGGUAAGGUUAGCUUGAAUGAUUUGGCUUGGAUGUCUGUAUGUGGUUUUCAAUUAAUUAAAGUUUGAGCUCA
This is a messenger RNA of Clupea harengus (Atlantic herring), 1643 nucleotides long. Its product is annotated as mucosal pentraxin-like. Bases 434 to 1393 code for a protein of 319 amino acids. The transcript is spliced from 2 exons. The record is from RefSeq and is a predicted model, not a curated record. NCBI's taxonomy places the organism in Eukaryota, Metazoa, Chordata, Actinopteri, Clupeiformes, Clupeidae.